AUGCAGGUAAUGGUGAUCGUCCUUAGUGGUGCCUUUUUGUCCUAUAAGGGAUACAUCGACGAAGAUAAACAAAAGUGGCUUUCUAAAUUGAACCUGACUUUCUUCACACCCUGCUUAUUGUUUUCCAACAUUGCGUCUGUCAUAUCCUUAGAUAAGUUUACUCGAUAUUGGCCUAUCCCUAUAUUUUACUUUACUUUCGCUACUUUGUCAUGGUUUCUGUGCCAUUUGAUCACUCCUUUCUUCAGAGUCAGUAAUCUUUACAAACGGUUCAUCACAAGUUGUGUAGUUUUCAAUAACGCAAACUCCCUACCUGUGGCCAUUAUAUCAAGUUUAGCUGUAUCAGAAGCAGGCAAAACAUUAUUCUGGGGCGAUGAUGAUAACCAAAAAAAUGUCUCUUCAAGAGGUAUUGCUUAUGUGUUGUUCUUUGGACUUUUCAGUAAUUUAUUAAGGUGGUCAUAUGGCUAUAAUAUAUUGAAAAAUGAAGAUGAAGAUGAAGAUGAAAAUACAGUAUUUGAGGAUGAAUCAUCUUGCUCUUCUGUUCCUAAAGGCAAGACGACGUCUUACGGUUCAGUGACAGAGGACAAUAAUCGACGAAAAUAUUCCAAUGUAUCUUCGUCAACCUCUACUAGUUCCUCUUCCGGCAGCCAACAGCGAAAAAACCAGCAAAAGGAAUCUACCACUCUCUUGAAUUGUAACAGUAAAAAUAGUGAAGACUCUCCGCUACCUUUGAUAGCCAUCAAAAAAUUCUUUAUCUCGAUUGAUAAAUUCAUGUCCCCGCCUCUUUAUGCUGCAAUUCUUGCCAUCAUGGUAGGGAUCACUACACCUUUGAAAACACUACUCUACGAUGAAGACAAGUUUCUUUAUGUGUCUUUUACGAAAGGUAUUGAAUCAUGUGGAAAGGCAUCCAUCCCAUUAGUACUGGUAUGUCUUGGUGCUCAACUCAAAUGCAUUCGGCAGUCCCAGAAGGAUGGGUCUGUCACGCCACCAGAAUAUCGCAAACCGGUCUUUCUUUCCAUCUUUAUUCGUAAUCUUAUUAUGCCCUGCUUCGUGCUGCCUAUUGUUUACUUUUUUGCACGUUUCGGUGGGGGGUUUUCAAAGUUACAAAGUGAUCCAAUGUUUAUUGUUAGUAUGAUAGUGGUAGGAUGCACGCCUACAGCCAUCAAUUUGGCACAAAUAACACAGGUGAAUGGUGCUUUUGAGAGAGAGAUGCUGAGUGUACUCUUUUGGAGUUAUGGUCUCGUUUGUAUACCCAUUAGUACGUUUGUUAUUUUUUUGGGCCUUUUGCUGGUCAAACAUGUAUUUUAA
Mycotypha africana is the source of this 1305-nucleotide messenger RNA. Its product is annotated as auxin efflux carrier. Lineage: Eukaryota; Fungi; Mucoromycota; Mucoromycetes; Mucorales; Mycotyphaceae. Gene Ontology annotation, biological process: transmembrane transport. The record is from RefSeq and is a predicted model, not a curated record. The coding region runs from base 1 to 1305 and encodes 434 amino acids. Gene Ontology annotation, cellular component: membrane; endoplasmic reticulum. The transcript is spliced from 3 exons.